AUGACCUGUUGGAAACGACUAAUUUCUAAAUAUGAAGAACGGGAAGAUAGUUCAGAUCGUUCUCGACACAUAUCCGUUGAAACAAAUGAUACAACAACGGAAGAAAGUCUUGAAGUAUUAUCAACAAUAAACAAUUGUAACAGUGUGCCGCUUAUCGUCGUUUCCACAGAUGAGGAACUUCUAUCGUCCGAAGGCAAUCGAACGAAACAGGAAAAAACGAAAACGAAAUUUUCAUUUCCUAUUAACAUGGAUAACAUAAGUUUAAAAGAAAUUUCAUCACCAAAUUCAUGUCCUGGCUCACCGAUAUUACCGAAUACAUCAUCAAAUGCAAGUUCUCUAUUGCCACCUGGUGGUCUUCCACCUAAAAGAAGAACACUGUCUGGACAUCGAGCGAGUUAUAAACGGGCGCAUACUGGUCGACAGUCUGUUGAUCAUACACCAAGGGAAUUAUUUAUUGAAUUACAAGAGUUACGACUGGAUGAAAACAAUGAUUAUCAUUGGCAUGAAUGUGCAAGGUGGAUUCGAUAUGAAGAAGAAUAUGAUAAAGAAUUAGAAAAAUGGCAAGCACCACGUGUCGGAUGUCUAUCAUUUCAUAGUUUACUUGAAUUAAGGCGUGGUCUUCAAUAUGAACAAGAUAUCGAAUGUAUUUAUGAUUCAAUAAUUAAUGAUGCUAUUGAAAAUGGGCAAUUGAACAAAGAUGUUAAAGAUGAAUUACAUAAAGCAUUGAUAGUAGACCAUAAACAUCCAGAAUCUCAUUCGUUUUCAGCAUUUCGUAGACGAUCAUCUGCAAUUGACUUUCCCCAAUCAUCAGCACGACGAUCAAGUUUAGCAUUCAGAAAGAAUGAUAUUAUCCAUUGCGAUGGUCCACGUCGAAUGAGCUCAUUUGAACUGAAACCAAAUGGCGAAUUAAACAAGAAUUUCAAAAGCACGGUUGUGAAAUAUGAUAAUAUUGAUGAAUCCGUUGUGACAAAUGUCCAUAUAAAAAAUUGUAAACUUGAUGAAGAAGAACUUCAUGGCAGUAGUGAAAAGAUUAAUCAAGAGCAACAACAAUCACCUCUACCCAUCCAACAACAUCGACCAUCACAAGCUCAUAUGGGAAGAUUAGAUCGAAAAAAUAGAGAUCAACCAGCUUACAAAUCUGAUCUUAUGAAACGAAUACCAGAAAGUGCUGAAUGUGUUGAAGUGUUAAUUGGAAGUAUGAGGAAUUUAACAAGGCCAAUUAUGGCUUUUGUCCGCUUAUCCAAAGGAUUUAUGAUGGAUGAAAUUACCGAAGUACCAUUACCAGUGAAGUUUAUGUUUCUCUUAAUUGGUCCUGUCGAAGAGUAUAUAGAAAUUGGACGAUCUCUCAGUACAUUGUUUAGUACUCGAGAAUUCCGAGAUACAGCAUAUCGAGCCAUGGAUAGACGAGAUCUUUUAAAUGGAAUCAAUGAUUUUUUAUCCGAUUCGAUCGUACUGCCACCAGGUGAUUUUGAUAAAGAGUUACUAUUGCCUGUUAUUGAAACGGCUAAAUUGAGGAAAAUUCAGGCAAAAAAAUAUUAUACACGAAGUCAUUCACAAAAUGAUGCUGCUGACAAAACGUCUGACCACUCUCACCUGAGCGGUGAUAAAGAAAAACAAGAUGAUGAUCCAUUUAUUCGAAGUGGUUACAUAUUUGGUGGUGUAUGGCGAGAAAUGCGUCGACGAUAUCGACACUAUAAAUCGGAUAUAUUUGACGCAUUUGGAUUACAUUGCAUAGUUAGCUUAGUGUUCAUGCUUAUUGCUUGUCUAGCUCCGGCGCUGACGUUUGGGGGAAUCAUCGCUGAUAAAACAAAUAAUAAAUUGGGUGUGAAUGAAAUGCUAUUGGCAUCAUCUCUGAACGGUUUACUAUUUGGACUAUUCAGUGGUCAACCACUACUGAUUCUAGGACCGACUGGACCAUUUCUAGUGUUCGAAGAAAUGGUUUAUGACCUUUGUAAAUCAUUAAAUUGUGAUUUUUGGACUGUUCGAUGUUGUGUAAGCCUUUGGACAACAUUUUUUAUUAUUGUACUCGUGGCAUUUGAAGGAAGUUUUAUGAUUCGACAUGUUACACGUUUUACUGAGGAAAUAUUUGCUUUUAUUAUUGCUCUUGUCUAUCUGUAUGAACCAUUUAAAAAAUUACACAAAGAGAAUCCCGUAUUGGGAAAAUACGAUAAUUAUCCACUUUAUUGCUCUUGCAAUAAAUCACAAUCAUUUUUGUACAAUAAAACAACUUUGACACUAGAUGUGAUAUCUUCUUCAUUAGACCAAUUAUCCACUACUACGCCAUUAUCAUUUUUUACCACUAAUGUGACAAAUCUAUAUAAUCCGUUAAGAUAUGCUUGUAACGAUUGUUUAUCGCAUGAAUCGUUAAAAGAUUUUACGAAAUUAAAUCAGAAAAAUUUCUACAAUAUUCCACAACUACCAAACAAAGCAUUAUUAUCGCUCAUCAUUUUACUUGGAACAUGUUUCAUCUCUAUGGCACUUAAACGAUUUCGACGAAGCAAAUUUUUUGGAAGGACGGUAAUAAUAUUAUGA
Messenger RNA from Didymodactylos carnosus, 2532 nucleotides. NCBI's taxonomy places the organism in Eukaryota, Metazoa, Rotifera, Eurotatoria, Philodinida, Philodinidae. The record is from the annotation of a GenBank genome assembly.